AUGCUCAUUACGAUUCUUCCCCAGGAGCUAGUUGACAGUGUCAUCGACCUAGUACCAGAGCACGAGCUAGACCAUGACAACAACGCAGGACUCAAGCUUACACGUGAAAGUGUUGAAGACCUACGCGCUUUGUCUCGCGUUUGCAGGGCAACACGCGAGCGCAGCCAGAAGCACCUCUUUCAGAAGCUUGUCAUCAACAAUCCAAAGUACUGCAGGGGCCUCCGUACCGUUUUGACCGCCAACCCGUGCCUAAGCGCGUAUGUCAAGCACAUUGUUGUUCGCAGUUACGACCAGCGCCGCUCCAAGGCGCUGCAAACGGUUAUCAAUGCGUGCCGAGGGCUCGAAACACUCUCGUUUCUCUAUUUGGACGAUUUCACGAGGUGGCCGGGCGCGUGCCUGGUCCCGUCUGAGUUCCCAGCGCUCCGCCGUUUGGAGGUAGCCCGGUGCACCAUCAACAACUAUGACGACAUCGCGGAGGUGCUUGCCGGCAUGCCAGCACUGCAAGAGCUGCAUUUGAGCGCGACGUGCAUCGAGCGUAUCGUCUCGGGUGGAGCCUGGACACAACAGAGAAAACGCCUCGAGAGCCUGGAGCUCAGACGGAUGCAUUGCGUUGUCUCAGGACCCGACACGACCGUUGCUUUCACUCGCGGUUUCCAACAGGUCAAGAAGCUCGAUCUUACUUUACACUCUUCAUUCGAUUAUGACAUACUUCGCAAUCUGGCCUUGCCGCAAAUAGGCGUGGAGCACCUCACUUUAGCGGUGGACUGGUACUGGGCAGAGCUCCCAUAUGAUCUUUGCGCGGAUUUCGGAGACGAUCCGGAUCGAGGUACCACCUUUCUCUCGCUUACUCUGCAAGAGCGGCCCCCUGAAAACAAUUUUCGGAUGUUUUUCGGCGGACGAUGGGCGAGCCGGCUUCUCCUCGCAAUCCCCAGCACGCAGCUCGAGCGUGUCUGCGUGCGCCUCGAAUAUCGCAGAGGCGGCGACCCAUGGGACGGGUUUGAGUGGACGGCGGUCGACAAUGCGCUGGGGUGCGCCACCCGUUUUCCGACGCUGCGUGAAGUGAGGGUAGAGAUCGGGGAACGCUGGGCGCAUUGGUACGAGGCGGACGAGGACCCGAGCUUGGAAGACCCGUUCGUCGUCGCGGUGAAGGCAGAGUUGCCAAGGGUUGCAGAGAGAGGCAUUUUGAUUAUCCAGUAG
Messenger RNA from Punctularia strigosozonata HHB-11173 SS5, 1197 nucleotides. RefSeq lists its product as uncharacterized. The record is from RefSeq and is a predicted model, not a curated record. Lineage: Eukaryota; Fungi; Basidiomycota; Agaricomycetes; Corticiales; Punctulariaceae. The coding region runs from base 1 to 1197 and encodes 398 amino acids. The transcript is spliced from 2 exons.